AGAAAUUACUGCGAGGAGGGAAAAGGAAAGGAAAGGAAAGGAAAGGAAAGGAAAGGAAGAGAGAGAAAGAGACGACUGAAGUGAAGAUGGUACACAAUGCUUACGAUUCAUUCGAGUUAAUCCGUAAUUGUCCAACCAAGAUUGAUGCCGUUGAAUCCUAUGGUUCUAAGUUACUUCUCGGCUGCUCAGAUGGAUCACUUCGAAUCUUCGCUCCUGAAUUCGCCGUCUCCGACACUUCCCCACCGCCCGAUCAUCGGCACGCUCUAUCCCUCGACCUUCUCAAAGCUCCUUAUGUAUUGGAGAGAACUGUUAACGGAUUCUCUAGGAAGCCGAUGCUGGCGAUGGAGGUUCUCGACUCUAGAGAGCUCUUACUCUCUCUCUCCGAGUCGAUUGCAUUCCACCGUCUCCCCAACUUGGAGACUAUAGCCGUUAUUACCAAAGCAAAAGGUGCUAAUGUUUACUCGUGGGAUGAUCGGAGGGGAUUCUUGUGUUUUGCAAGGCAAAAGAGGGUAUGCAUUUUCAGACACGACGGAGGUCGGGGGUUCGUGGAGGUCAAAGAAUUUAGUGUUCCUGACACGGUCAAGUCAUUGUCUUGGUGUGGAGAGAACAUAUGCGUGGGGAUUAGAAGGGAAUAUAUGGUACUUAAUUCCACAAAUGGUGCAUUAUCGGAGGUGUUUCCUUCUGGAAGAAUUGCCCCACCAUUGGUGAUUACUCUUCCAACAGGAGAGCUGCUUUUAGGAAAGGAUAAUAUUGGGGUGUUCGUUGACCAAAACGGGAAACUUCUACAAGAAGGAAGAAUUUGUUGGUCUGAGGCUCCUGGAGCCAUUGUUAUUCAGAAACUGUAUGCAAUCGGUCUCCUACCAAGACAUGUUGAGGUACGGUCCCUCCGAGAUCCUUAUCAUUUGAUACAAACUGUUGUUCUUCGUAAUGUUCGGCAUCUUCGUGAAGGAUCCAAUACCAUAAUUAUUGCCCUGGACAACUCUGUUUAUGGAUUGUUUCCCGUUCCUCUUGGUGCUCAGAUUGUGCAAUUAACGGCUUCUGGCAAUUUUGACGAGGCUUUGGCUUUAUGUCAACUACUGCCUCCAGAGGAGUCAAGUCUUCGAGCUGCGAAAGAACAGUCAAUUCAUAUAAGAUAUGCUCAUUAUUUGUUUGAGAAUGGGAACUAUGAAGAAGCCAUGGAACAUUUUCUGGCAUCUCAAGUAGGAAUCACUUAUGUGCUUUCUAUGUAUCCAACCAUUAUCAUUCCCAAAUCUGCAACUGUUCCAGAACCAGAAAAAUUUGUGGAUAUAACUGGAGAGGCUCCCUUCCUCUCUAGAGGUUCAUCUGGUUUGUCAGAUGAUAUGGAAUCCCCACUUCCUGUAAAUCUAUUAGAUUCUGAAGAGACAGCUGCCCUUGAGUCCAAGAAACUGAAUCAUAACACUUUGAUGGCCCUUAUCAAGUUCUUACAGAAGAAAAGAUACAUUAUAAUUGAACGAGCUGCUGCUGAAGGAACUGAUGAAGUUGUCUCAGAUGCUGUUGGAGACAACUUUUUAUCUUAUGACUCCAGUCGUUCUAAGAAAUCUACAAAGGCUCGAAUGAAUAUUUCCAUUAGCUCAGGGGCCAGGGAAAUAGCAGCAAUAUUGGACACUGCACUAGUCCAAGCUCUUAUACUAACUGGACAAUCUGCAGCUGCGGUAGAGCUUCUUAAAAGCCUUAACUACUGCGACACAAAAAUUUCUGAGGAGUUUCUGCAGAAAAGGAAUCAAUAUGUCGCUUUACUAGAGCUUUAUAAGAGCAAUUCAAUGCACCGUGAAGCUCUUAAAUUGUUACAUCAUUUGGUAGAAGAAUCCAUGUCAGAGCAGCCACAAACUGAGCUUCCUCAGAAGUUCAAACCUGAGAUGGUCAUUGAAUAUCUGAAGCCUCUAUGUGCGACAGAUCCUAUGCUAGUCUUAGAGUCCUCAAUGCUUGUGCUUGAAAGUUGUCCAACACAAACAAUUGAGCUCUUUUUGUCUGGAAACAUUCCAGCGGAUCUUGUCAACUCAUACUUAAAGCAACACGCUCGAAAUCUGCAGGCCACAUAUUUAGAACUUAUGCUUGCUAUGAAUGAAAAUGGAAUGUCUGGAAAUCUACAGGUUGAAAUGAUACAAAUCUAUCUCUCUGAAGUCCUUGAUUGGUAUACUGAACUAAACACUCAACAGAAAUGGGAUGAGAAAGAUUAUUCCCCUACAAGGAAAAAGUUAAUGUCUGCUUUAGAGAAUAUCACUGGGUAUAAUCCAGAGUUGCUGUUGAAUCGACUUCCAACAAAUGCUCUCUAUGAAGAACGUGCCAUUUUAUUGGGUAAAAUGAACCAGCAUGAGCUUGCUUUGUCCAUAUAUGUUCAUAAGCUUCAUCUCCCCGAGUUGGCAUUGUCUUAUUGUGACCGCAUUUAUGACUCCACACUUCACCAAAACUCUGCAAAGGCUUACAGCAAUAUAUACCUUACCCUACUGCAAAUCUAUCUGAACCCUCAAAGGACGACAAAGAACUUCGAGAAGCGAAUCACGAAUCUUGUAUCGGCUCAGAAUGUGGGUGCUCCAAAGGUUGGUGCGGGAACUCCUGGAAAAUUUAAAGGAAGUCGUUCCACUAAGAAAAUAGCGGAAAUAGAAGGUGCAGAGGAUAUACGCAUCAGUCCUAAUAGUACUGACAGUGGGAGGAGUGAUGUUGAAACAGACGAUGCUAUUGAGGAAGGAGGCUCAACAAUUAUGUUGGAGCAGGUUCUUGAUUUGUUGAGCCGAAGAUGGGAUAGAGUUAAUGGGGCUCAAGCCUUGAAGCUAUUGCCAAGGGAAACUAAGCUUCAGAACUUGCUUCCCUUUCUUGGACCUCUUCUUAGAAAAUCAAGCGAAGCAUAUAGAAACUUUUCCGUUAUUAAGAACUUGAGAGGAAGCGAAAACCUGCAGGUGAAAGACGAACUUUAUAAUAAUAGAAAAACCGCAGUGAAGAUUACAAGUGAUAGCAUGUGUUCACUCUGUAACAAGAAGAUAGGCACCAGUGUUUUUGCUGUCUAUCCUAACGGCGCAACAUUAGUGCAUUUUGUCUGCUUUAGAGAUUCACAGAACAUGAAGGCUGUUGCUGCUAAAAACAAUCCUAGACGGAGAAGAACAUGAGGAAAGAAAGAAAGACCGAAGGAAGGGGAACUUGACCUUAUUUUGUGUGCUUAAACCAAAUCAUGCUGAUGCAUCUUCUUCAGCGUUUUUCAUGGCAUUUUAUGUUUGACCAGACCAGACCAGAAAUCAAAGCAUGCACAUGAGGUGAUGGCUGUUGUUGCUCCGAUUUGUUUGUGGUGGUAAGAGAAUGUCGUAUUUCAAAUUUCAAUAGCUCUGUAAUAGUAGAACAGUAAUUUGCAGGAAUGCCCUGAUAUAUUCAUUGAGAGUCACGGCUAUUUCACGUUGUUGUAAUAUUCAGCAGUUUCAUGAGGGUGGUGUCUGCUUUUGGGUUGAAGACAUUUUAAUGUUGGAAUCAUGUUAUU
Impatiens glandulifera is the source of this 3484-nucleotide messenger RNA. RefSeq names its product vacuolar sorting protein 39-like. Bases 87 to 3122 code for a protein of 1011 amino acids. Gene Ontology annotation, cellular component: membrane; cytoplasm. Gene Ontology annotation, biological process: intracellular protein transport; vesicle-mediated transport; autophagy. The record is from RefSeq and is a predicted model, not a curated record. Lineage: Eukaryota; Viridiplantae; Streptophyta; Magnoliopsida; Ericales; Balsaminaceae. The transcript has 12 exons.